AACUAUAUUUACACCAUCAUUUUUGGCGCCGACCGUGGGACCAAUUUUUAAAGUUUUUUUUCGACCAGGUCAAAACUUUACCCCCACUAAAUAUCCACAAUCAUGUCUUCAAGCAACCACAACACUGUGUCAAGCCAGGCUGUGAGUGAAAGCACUCCUGCCAUGCCACUGAUGAUGGCAAGCAUGGGGACGACCUUUGCUCCGAUCACUACUGUAGGAUCGAUUGGCAUGAUCCCAAUCAUGUCAACCCCUACUCCUACGCCGACAACAACAAUGUUCCCAGGCUCGAUAACAAUGCCUGGUGGAGCAUUCACACCAUACCCAUCAGCUUGGGCUCAGUUUGCUGCUGACCCGGCAAAUGCUCAGGCUCUACAGGGCUAUCAACAGGUGAUGGCCAUGAUGCAACAGGCAGGGGGCUUCAUGCCAUUUGCCUAUCCGGGCAUGACGCCGCCAAUCAUGCCACCUCCGGUGUCGACCCCAUCGACAUUUGUCCCUAGGAUGGUCCCUAUACGCCCGGUGAAUCUGACAGGGACCCUGAACGAGGCAGCGCCCUCAAAUGUCCAUGAGGUCGAUGAAGCAGAGCAGGAGGCGGCUCGCAGGAGGAAGGGUAAGGCUAUAGCCAAACCCAGCAAGACCCGAGAUUCGGCGUUCAAAUGCAUGGGGGACAAAGAGGAUGGGCCCCGCAAGUCUACCAAGCUACGUCUUGGUCCUGAGAUGGGCCGGACUAGCGCAACGGAAAGACUUGGCGGGAAUCGUCCUAUCCAAUCUCGUCGUUCUAGGGAAUCUGAGACGAUUCACCUAGACGAGGAGGAAGCUGAAAGCCAACCCAGGGCGUCGGCAUAUACCAGGCUCUCAUACGAUGAGGACGACCUGGACAAGAUAGGGAGCGUAGCAAGAAAGCUACGUGCCCUGGAGGAAAAGGUGGAAGAAAAGGUGGGAGCAAAGAGGUACACCCUGGCCAAAUCUCCCUUUUCAGCCAGGGUACAUGCACAGAAACUGAGACGAAUUAAGCUGGACGUGGAGAAGUUCACAGGGAAGGAGGAUCCAAACGUCCACCUUGACACCUUCCACAAUGCAGCACAGAUGUCCGGGUGCACUGAUGCUGAGGAAUGCUUACUCUUCUUCUCAUCUUUGAGAGGGAGACCAGUGGAAUGGUUUAACAUUGGAUCCUUUGAAAAACUGGCUGAAGUGUUCCGUAAGAAAUACCAGGACAAUUGCAUUAAGAGAAAGAAGUUUACCUACCUUAAUACGGUAGGGCAGAGGGAAAAGGAGUCCUUGACUCAGUUCUUAACUCGAUGGAGGGAUGAGGUUGACAAAGUAGAAGAGAUGGACGAUAAGACGGCCAUGUCUUUGCUGAUGAAUGCCUUCCGAUCGGGUGACCUCUACACUGAAUUCUGUAGGAGGCCACCCUCCUCUUAUCAAGAAGCCUACAAUACGGCAUGGGAGUAUGCCAAGGCGGAGGUCCUGAACAAGAGCAAGCGGGAGCUGGAGGAAGGCUACACUAAGGUGAAAUCUGAUAAGCCAAAGAAGGAUGACCAGACGGGAGGGUCCAAGCCAAAGGCCACAUAUGAUGGGUCCGUCCACCAAAUAAGGGAUGACAAGAAGGGAGAGCAACCCAAGAGGCCAUGGACGGAGAAGUGGUGCACAUACCACCAAUCCGACUCCCACAAUACGGCGGAUUGCCAAAAUGUCAAGGCUGUGCUCAAGGAGAUGGCAUUGAAGGGAGAGCUUGGGGAAGGUUACGUGACGGGGAAUAAAAAGGACCCGAAAACGAACACCUGGACCCGUCCUCAAGGAAAAGACCAGGGAAGGAGAAAAUCAGGGAAGGACGACAAGCCGGAUAAGGAGUUCAUAGAUAUGAUUGUUGGCGGUCCGGAAGGCGGGGAUACUGCCUCCCAGCGGAAGAACUGGGCUAGGAGUCUACAUGUGUCGGUGGUUUCCCUGGAGUCACAUGGGAAGCAGGCAAGGAGGGAACCUAUUACUUUCACUGAUAGGGAUUUGCCUAGGACGGGGGGAGAUCAUAAUGACCCUUUGGUCAUUACAAUGGACAUCAAUGGGGCAGAUGUGGCCAGGGUCCUUGUUGAUACGGGAAGCAGUGUCAAUGUUUUAUACUUGGAUGCUUUCAAGAAAUUGAAGCUGGACAGGUCCAUGGUGAGGCCAUUGCAAACCCCAUUGUCAGGCUUCACUGGAGCCAGCAUAGAAGCAGAAGGUCAGAUCACCUUACCAAUUACCUUGGGGUCAGGCAACAAGACGGUGACCAAACAAAUGAGAUUUGUUGUGGUUGACAUCAAGUGUGUACAUAAUGCCAUUCUUGGUAGGCCUGUAAUCAAUCAGGUCAGGGCCAUUAUUUCUAUGGAACACUUAUGCAUGAAAUUUUACACCCCCAAUGGAAUUGGCGAGGAAAGGGGUGAUCAAAAGAAUGCCCGAUCCUGCUACCUGGAAGUGGUCAAGAAGAUGACCCGCCAGUUCGAACAAAUUGAAUUGGUCUCCCAGCAGGUCGACAAGGGUGAGGAAAAGGCUAGGAUCGAGUCGGAUACAAACACAGAGGAGAUCCAGAUUGAUGCUUCCAAUCCUGAGAGGAAGGUCAAGAUUGGGGCUGAUCUACAAGAGGAGCUAAGGACUGAGAUUGUCAAGGUGCUGACCAGGUAUAAAUCCUUGUUUGCCUGGAGUGUUGCUGAUAUGCCCGGAAUUGACUGGGGGGAAAACACCGAUGCUGACUUGCUAUCAAAAUUGACGCAAGCAGCCCCGGAGCAUGUGUCCAAGCUGGCCAGGAUUGAGACGCUGGAGAAAGCCAGCAUUGAAGGGUUUUCUGUUAGCAUGAUAGAGGAAGAUGGACAGCCCAAUCCAGAUCGAGUGGAGCCAGAUGAUAUUUGGAUGGAUGACUUGGUCAGGUACUAUAUGACCGGGCAAUUCCCUGAGGAUGAGGAUAGGGUAAGAAAAGUAAAGUUGAGGGCUCCAAGAUUCCAAAUGCUUGAUGGAAGGCUAUACAAAAGGGCAUUUGGCGGUCCGCUGCUGAGAUGCUUGACCAGGGCNUUCGUCUGGAAGAAUAUAAUCACCAGGUUCGGGUCUCCUCGAAACAUUGUGACGGAUAACGGGCCUCAAUUUCGGAAUCCAGGGUUCACCAAAUACUUAGAGGACUUUGGGAUUACUCACAACAAGGCUUCCGUGGCCUACCCGCAAGGGAAUGGUCAGGUGGAGAAUGCGAACCGCACAAUAGUCGAUGGGAUUAAAAAGCGGUUGGGUGAGGCAGGAACAAAUUGGCUAGAGGAGUUGCCACAUAUCAUCUGGGCUUACCGAGUCACUUCGAGAAGGGCCACCGGGGAGACACCUUUCGUCCUUACUUAUGGAUGUGAGGCCAGACUACCCAUUGAAGCAAAGAUAAUGACCUUCCGGGAAAAGAUCUAUGAGGAGAAAGGGAAUGAGGAGGACCACUUGGCAGAAUUGAACUUGCUGGAGGAAAGGCGGAUGGUUGCUGAGGCUAAAAUGAUAGAGUACCAGCAAGCAGUCAAGGCCUACCAUGAUAACAAGGUAGGGCCUUGUUAUUUCCAAGUUGGUGAUGAGGUCCUGAGACGAAGGGAGGCCAGCAAACCGGGUGAUGGUGGAAAGCUUGCGAAGAAAUGGGAAGGUCCAUAUAGGGUCAAGGCAAUACUACGCCCAUGGACAUACAAGUUGGAAACAAUGGAAGGUUAUGAUGAUUGGAAGAUCAUGAUGGAAGCACAUCUCUAUGCUCUACAUGAUUGCAUGUGGAUGGUGCUUGAGGAUGGACCCUUGAAAAUCCAAAUGGAGAAUCCUGAGAGGAAUCCAGCAACCCCAGACGUAGUCCAGUACAUUCCAAAGCCCAAGGAAAAAUGGGAUGAUAGAGAUUGCAAAAAGCAUAAUCUGGACAAUGUCGCCAAAGCAGCCAUCUUCAAGACGCUUGAUCCCAUCACCUUCUCCAAAAUCAAGCAUCUCAAGACUGCCAUGGAGAUAUGGCAAGGUCUUGGGAAGCUAUGUGAAGGAUCAGAGGACUUGAGAAAGCAGAAGAUAGAAGUUCUGCUUGAGAAGUUCAAAGGCUUCAAAAUGCUUCCCGAAGAAUCAUUUGAUAUGUUGGAUGAAAGAUUCCACAAAAUCUUAAAUGAUCUUGCCUCACUUAACCACAUUCUUUCUCCCAAAGAAAAGAAUGUAAGGUUACUGAGAUCACUUCCAACAGAGUGGUACACCAAGGCCACAACCAUGGAAGAAGGAAGAAACCUGGAGAACUACACUGUCCAGGGUCUUCUUGAUGAGCUCAGAACUUAUGAGCACGAGCUGAAGAAGAAGAAGGAAGAACAAGUCACUCCCUUCCCCACGGCACUGAUGACAACUCCAAGAGUCCCAACAACUGACUCAGUCAGAAGGCCAUCCAAGGGAAAGCCACAGGUAAGUGACUCUCCUCCUGAAUCUUAUUUAUGUUAUAACUGCAGGAAACCUGGCCACUGGAAAUCAGCAUGUCCGUACCCAAAGGUGGAGAAGUACGGAGAGAGAGAAAGGAACGAGAAGAAAAAGAAGGCAAUGGUUGCUGCUGAAAGUGAUGACUCAUCCAGCUCAAGCUCGGAUGAAGAAGCCCUCGUCUACAUGGAGUGCAGAGUUGAGAAGUCCAACCAAGAGGAUAGGUGGACUAUGUCAGAAGACGACACUCUCUGCCUAAUGGCCAAAGAUGAUGCUGAUCAAGAGGUAACUUCACAAACCUCCUGCUCAUCUUCUUAUGAAAGCAUACCAACUUCUGAAAAUCUUUUUGACCAGUUCAAAAAGAUGAUGGUAGAUUUUGAAGAAAUAAAUCUCAAACAUUCUUCCUUGACAGAGGAGAACAAACUAUUGAGUGAAGAGAAUCUCAAGUUGACUGAAGGUCGGAAAAGUCAACUGGAUGAGAUUACUCAACUCAAGACUGUAAAUGAAUCUCUCUCUGAAAAGGUGAAAUCCCUUGACAAAGAACUAGGGAUACUUAAGUCUAAGGAAGCAGUGGAUAAGCUUCUUAAAACGACUAAUAAUAAGGGUCGUAAAGGACUUGGGUUUGACCCCUCCAGUUCUAAAAGGAAAGGGAGAACAACUUUCAUCCCUCCUAAACCUACUGCUAAACCAAAUAAGCAGAAAGAAAAGGAAGAGGAGAAACCAACAGAAGUUCCCAAAAAGCAUGAUCAUGAGGUUCUGGAUCUAUCAGACAAGGAUGAAGAAGUCAAUGAAGGAGAUAGAAUGAAGCCUACGGAGUUCAUUCCAUUCAGAAGUCUGCCACUGAAGACUUCACGGAGAAAUCCGGAUUCAGAAGGUGCUGAGUCUUCCGAAAAUGUUGGUCAGCCUUCCAAUAUUCCGGAUCUCUCAAACGGCGACAAUUCCGGAAAUGGCGACCCAGUGCCAAUCCAUCCGGAAACACCAACAACCUCUGUUCUUCAACCAGAAGCUGAACUAGAUCAACCAGUCAAUCCCAAUCAACACAAUCUUCGUUGGUUAAGGGAUCAUCCUCCUCAACAGAUCAUUGGAGAUAUUCAAUCUGGUGUUCGCACAAGGAGUGCUCAACAGAAUCUGGAAGCUAUGCUUGCUUGUUUCAUAUCACAAAAGCUAGAGGCCAAGUGCUCUUCAUCAACAUUCUUUCAAAGCUAUAUGGAGAUGAUAGCUUCUCAAGAACUCUCCGAAUUUCUUAAAAUGGAGAUUCACCUAAAAUUUGAAGAAGAAGUUCUUGAAUUCUACAGGAAUGGAGAAAUCAAGACUGCCAAAUCAAAGAAGAACCCACAGAGGACGUUUCCAGUCAUCAAAUCCUCUGUUGGAGGCACAAAAGUGAAGAUUUCGCAGAAGAAAUUGGGGGAAAAGCUUCGCCUUCCCAAUUCUGGAGUUGAAGUUGGAAAACUUCCAGUCAAAAAUUUGGACUGGAAUGUCAUUGGAAUCUCUGGACAAAUUCCUUCUGGCCAAGCGAAGAAAGCAGACCUGAACAACGACUACAAGUUGGUCUUGGAACUGGUCAUCGCCUGCCUCGAGUGUGGAAGUGGAGGUCAUGCAGAUGACAUCACCCAGGAGAGAGCCUUCAUCAUCAACGCUCUCAUUACCAAAACAAAGGUAAACUGGGCUGCACACUUCUUCAAUUCCAUCUCAAAACAUCUGGGAAAGCCCAACCAGAAUUAUCUUUGUCAAGGUCUGUAUGUUGGACACAUUUUGGAAUCUAUGGGUGCUGCUUCUAAAGGGAAGAAAUAUGGAGAAAGAUAUUGGUUAUACUAUCUGUCUUCAAAAGGGGAAAACAGAGCUAGUGCCAGCGCCACUGUAGAAGAAAGCUCUUCAGACAACGUACUACUCAUCCAUAUGGCAAAGACUGCCAAGAGAAAGCAAGUGGUGUCCCCCUCUCCAAGCAUUGAAGCACCACAGAACCUUACCUUGGCAUGUUUGGAAGAAGAAGAAGAAAUCUCUGACCAUGGAGAACUUCAAAGAAAGAAGAAGAGGAAAAUCAACUCUUCGUCUGCAGCUGGAAAUGUCAAUCCAGAAGAGUUGAAGGAGAAGGAGCCUGCUGAGGAAACCUCUGUUCAAAACCGGAGUCCUCAACAAUUUGAAGAAGAAGAAACUCCUCAAGUCCUAAGCAUUCCAACUCCCUCCUCUCAGCCUCAUACAGAUAAUGCUGAUAACAAAUUCUGGCAGCUCUACUACAAUUGGAGAGCUUGGAAAGUUGGAAAUUCAGAAGAGCAAUUGUUGGAUUGGGACCAACAGCUGAAGAAUAAGAAGGUAAUUAAGAGGUGCCUUGGUAUUCCAGAAAACCAUAACUGUGAAGAUAUUUUGAAUGAUUUCUGGGUAUGGCAAAGAGACUCGGAAGAUCUGCAUAUGGAGUACCUGGCCACCACACCAGCCUCAGACUGUGAAGCAGAUGAUGAAGACACUGCUGUCUUCAAGCCAGUCUUCUCCAGAGCCCCAGAAGAACAGAAAGCAGCCUGUCCUCCACAAGAGCAGAACAAGGAAACUACUGAAGAAGAAGAAUUUCAGCAGCUAAUCCAAUCUCAAGUUUUAGAGAUCCUCACAACUCCUUGUGAGAUCUCCAACCAGCCACAACUUGAGAUUCCGGAGAAGUCAGCAGCAAUUCUGGAACAGUCAGCUAUUCCAGAAACAAUAGCGCAAGCUGUUGAAGUACAAAGGCAUUCUGAAGAAGCUGAUAAGGAAGCUCAAAUGGCAAAAGUGGAGGUCUCUCAAACUCCAGCAGCCAUCUUUGAAGAACAUAAUGCACAUGAAGAAAGAGACUCCCUCUCUAGGGACUUAUCAAACUUUGUCCUUGAUGAAGCAGUAGGAAUAUCCGAGAGGACACUGAAGGUCCCUGAUGAAGAAGAUGAACAAGAUGAUGCUGAAUCUCUUCCUUUGCAACUCUUCCAAAGGACUUCAUCAUCUCAUCAGGUAACCAACUUCCAUUUUCAUAGCUCUACCACUUCUACCCUUCCGGAUGAGAUACCAGAAGUCUGGACAAAGAAGGUCCAAGGGCUGAUUGAAUCUGCCCUAGCAUUUCAACAUGCCUCCUUUAGGCAAGAGAUAGAGCAAAUGGAAGCUAAGUAUACACAAAUGCUAGAGAAAUCAGAAGAAAAACAUAGCGCUGAUCUCAAGGAGAUAAGUAAAUCUGUAGACAAGACUCUAGAGAUCAUCUCUCUAUUGAGCAAAACUGAAGCACACAAGCUGUUCAGACUCAUUGGUGCACAUACUGGGAACCGAAAGAUGGAAGUGAUUCUACAACAACACAAUCCAUCUCCCAUACCCCAGCUACCCAUUGCAGUCAACGAAGGAGAAGCAUCCUAUAUCCCUUCUCAUCUGAACAUGACCAAUCUGAUUCUUGGAGCACAGCAAAGGAAUCCGGAAAGCUCAGCUCAGCAUCUAUCCAACUCAGGACUAGAUGGAACAGAAUUUAUAGGUGCAGUUGCUGACCACUUCUCAGAUAAUGCACAAGCAGAGGAAAGGCGUGAGAAUUUAAGGCGCAUCAAAGAACUCUGUGGAAACAUGCAAGGCAUCAGUGAGGUUGCCGGAUCUUCCAAGCGCAAGAGAAUCUGAAGGUUUAUUUCAUCAAACCAUGGGGAAAAUAUGUGAAAACACUAAUUUGUUUUGAUGAAAACACCUUCCUGUUUAAACAUUACUUGAUUGGUUUAAACAUUGUUCAUAAGUAUGCUCAUUAUGCUUGAUUAUGCUUGUGAUUUUCUAAAGCGCAUACAUUCAGGGGGAAUGUAAUUCAGGGG
Messenger RNA from Cuscuta campestris, 8198 nucleotides. The record is from the annotation of a GenBank genome assembly. NCBI's taxonomy places the organism in Eukaryota, Viridiplantae, Streptophyta, Magnoliopsida, Solanales, Convolvulaceae.